Molecule: messenger RNA, 438 nt
Organism: Fusarium tjaetaba
Lineage: Eukaryota; Fungi; Ascomycota; Sordariomycetes; Hypocreales; Nectriaceae
Product: dgpfaetke family
Exons: 1
Coding region: 1-438 (145 amino acids)
Source: RefSeq, a predicted model, not a curated record
AUGCCUCGAUAUAUGAUCCUCAUCAAAGCUUCUCCAGAAGCUGAAAACCCAACUUCCACUGGGCCCGAGAUCUUUAAGGAAAUGACCACCUUUAACAAUGAGCUUCACGCAGCCGGCGUUCUUCUCUCAGCCGAUGGCCUCAGUCCAACCAAAGAUGGCUACCGCGUUACAUACUCCAUGGAUGGUCCUGCACAGGUCACCAGGGGGCCUUUUGAUGUUGUGAAAGAAGGUCACGUUUGUGGCUGGUGGGUUCUCAAGACCAAAGACGGCGAAGAAGCCGUUAGUUGGGCGAAGAAUAUUCCAUUCAGGGAGGGUGAGGUUACGGUCAGGAAGAUUGCUGAGUUGGAUGAAUUUGGGGAUAGUGUGACGGAUGACGUGAAGGAGAGGGAAAGGAAACUCGCAAAUGAUCUUGAGAUGAAAAAUGAACGGAAUUAUUAA